GUUGGCUGUGUCUUCUGCGCAUGCGCAAGAAGGUGGGACCGGGACGCGCGAACAACUCAUGCGGAUAUACACCGCUGUGUAAAAUGGCGGCGUGAGAGAGGCUCUUUCAAAACACAGAGAUCGUUACCGGUGAAGGCGGUUAGCUAACGUCUGUGAGACCGUCCGCGCUACGUGGAGUCGCCCGUACGUCACUCAGAGGCCGAGGUGGGAAUUCCCGUUCCAGAAAAGGGCAGGUGGGAUGGCGAAGAGGAUCGCUGACAAAGAGCUCACGGACAGGAACUGGGACCAGGAGGAGGAGGGAGAGGAGGCCGGGACGUUCUGCGUGGCCAGUGACGAUGUGUUGAAGAGCCGGGCGAUCAAGAAGGCCAAACGCCGAAAUAUCGGAGAGAGCGAGGGCAGCGGGUCCUUUAAAGGUUUUAAGGGCUUCUCUCUGACCUCGGCAGCGGGCGGAGCCUCGGCUCCAACGGCGUUUUCUGGUUUUGGCAACGGGGGCGGCUUCAAGGGCCUCGGGACCCUGACCAACGGGACCAGCACCGCGCCGUCCUUCGGGGGUUUCUCGUCUCCCGCUGCAACGGCCGCUCCUACGCCGGCCUUUGGCAAGAGUUCGACAGACGAGCCGGCCGCCCCCCCCCCCGGCGGCGGCGGCGUCACCUUUAACUUCGGUCAGAAGGUGGACGGCACCGUGCUCGGCGGCGGGGGGGCCAAGACGACCCCCCCCGGCUUCUCGUUCGGCUCCACCUCUCUGUUCGGGGCGCCGGGAUCCUUCGGGGCGAAGACCGAGGACGCUCGGCCCGCAGACGUGAACGGAGACGAGGAGACGGAGGAGCCGCCCAAACCGGAGGUCAAAGAAGUGAAAGAGGACAACGCCUUCUACUCUAAGAAGUGUAAACUGUUCUACAAGAAGGAAUCCGAGUUCAAAGAGAAAGGAGUGGGAACUCUGCACCUCAAACACACCCAGGACGGGAAGAUUCAGAUGAUCAUUCGCGCCGACACUAAUCUGGGAAACAUCCUGCUGAACAUCAUGCUGCAGGCGUCCAUGCCGUGCUCCCGCGUGGGGAAGAACAACGUGAUGGUGGUGUGCGUCCCCAACCCCCCCGUCGACGACAAGGACCCCGGCAGCCCCGUCCCGCUGCUGAUCCGGGUCAAAACGGCCGAGGACGCCGACGAGCUGCACACAACCCUGGAGGAGAAGAAAGGCUGAACCCCCGCCCCGCCCCCCUUCUGUGGACUUCACCUGGUCAUCCUUCCACACUCAUCCACCCGUCAUCACGCCGGUUUCAUCCACACACACACAGACACACAAUAUGCAUAAAAUAUUGGGUGUCAAUCAAAAGUUAUUUUUUGGCCUACAAUGCCAUAUUUAAAGUCAGCCAUGAUACACAGAUAUGAGACGAUACCGUUAACGCCCACUGUGCAACACACACACAAUUACACACAGACAUGCAGACAUGCAGACACACAGGGACAUGCAGACACACUGGGACAUGCAGACACACAGGGACAUGCAGACACACAGGGACAUGCAGACACACAGGGACAUGCAGACACACAGAGACAAACAUACACACAGGGACAGACACACAGGGACAGACACACAGAGACAGACACACACAGGGACAGACACACAGAGACAGACACACAGAGACAAACCGGGACAAACACACAGACACAGGGACGAACACAGAGACAGACACACAAGGACGAACACACACAGGGACAAACAUACACAGACACACAGGGACAUACAUACACAGAGACAGACACACACAGAGACAGACACACAGAGACAAACAUACACAGACACACAGGGACGAACACACACAGAGACAGACACACACACACACAAUCACACAGACACAAACACACACAAUCACACACACAUGUAAACCCCCUUUCUCCCCCAUUACAACGUGUCAUACUGUGAAAUCUUUAGACUUUGAGUCCCAACCAUCAGAAGCCGCCCGUCCACAUUCCUCCCGGGUCCCGGUCCCCACGGCGACCGCGGUCGUCUCCUCGGCGGGAACAGACCCCGUACGGCACGUCACCCGGCGGUGUCACGCGGCUGAAAGUGUGAAUCCAGACGAAUUAUACUUAUUAUCGAACAAUAUUUACCACUGAGUUCAUUAUUAUUUUUUUGGGGGGGA
Molecule: messenger RNA, 2144 nt
Organism: Etheostoma spectabile (orangethroat darter)
Lineage: Eukaryota; Metazoa; Chordata; Actinopteri; Perciformes; Percidae
Gene: nup50
Product: nucleoporin 50
Biological process (GO): protein import into nucleus
Cellular component (GO): nuclear pore
Source: RefSeq, a predicted model, not a curated record